Messenger RNA from Trypanosoma conorhini, 1113 nucleotides. RefSeq lists its product as uncharacterized. The transcript has a single exon. Lineage: Eukaryota; Euglenozoa; Kinetoplastea; Trypanosomatida; Trypanosomatidae. The record is from RefSeq and is a predicted model, not a curated record. The coding region runs from base 1 to 1113 and encodes 370 amino acids.
AUGCUGCGUAGUGGUGGCGUCGCCGGGGGGCCGUUGGCCGUCGAUCCACGUAGUGGUGGUUGUGCGUCGUCCUCCUCUCGGGCCGCCGUCGCCGCGGAUCCGCGCGGCGGCGGGCGUGUCAAGAGUUCGGCGUCGUGUAUUGAGGAGGGCGUGCGGAGGCGGUUCGAGCCGUGGGAGUUGGGCCUCAUCAAGUGCGAGGCGCUGCAGGAGUACAACUUGCUGAAGAACGCCUCGGAGCGGCGCGAGGUGGAGCGGGAGGAGUCCAUCGCGCGGGAGGAACUGACUGCGGACGCCGCUUCGUUCUUGGCCGCGCUGCGUGAAUGGCAGGCGGAGGCGCGGGGGGAGAUCGCGGCCAACCGCCCUUUGUCGCUGCUGCUGGAGCGGCUGCAGCGGCGGGCGACGGCGCAGCAGCGCCGGCACGAAGCGCACGAGGCGGCCCUCCGCGAGGAGGGUCGCGUGGAGUGGCGGCGGGAGGUGGAGGAGAAGGCGCGGCUUCAGGCGUACGAGGCGGCCCUGAUGCAGUGGCGCCGCGAGGGUGAGGAGACGCUGCGCGCAGCCGUGGCCUUUUUGCUGGGGAUGCAGACGCGAGAGCGGCGGGCGGAGGAGGCAGCGCAGGACGCGGCGUGGACGGCGCUCUGCACACAGGAGUCCGCCGACCGCGCCGAGGCCGAGCGGCUCGCCUACGAAAACUUCAUGAACACGCCGGAGCAGGUGGCACUGCGGAAGGAGCGGGAGCGGCUGGAGGCUGCUGCGAAUCGCGCCGCGGCGCGGAAGUUGAAGCAGUUCCUAAAGGAGCAGGAGCACUUGGUGAAGUCCUGCACGCACGCGCGGGGUCAUGCCUCGUUUUUUGAGGGUCCACUUGCAAAGAAGUUGUGCGUCUCCUGCGGGGUGAAGUUUGACGAGACGCUUGGGUAUUACGUGCGCAUGCGGGGGCGGACGAUUGCCCCGCCGCCGACUUGGACGCCGCCGCAGCCUCCACCGGCGCGCGGCAGCGCCACGAGGCUGGCGCCACUUCCACAGCUGGCCAAGUCCGAAGGACGGCGAAGCCUUUGGGGGUGGACGCUGAAUGAGCCUACGCGCCCCACGAAGCUGGGCGGCGGCAAGAAGGCGUAG